AUGGUAUCAACAUUAGAUGCUUUGAUGACUAUAAAGAUGUUGCUGAAAGAUGAUUUACGAAGUGCUAGAUGUCAACAAAUUGUUAGUAAAGUAUUUGAAUCAUGGAAUGAUCUAGAUUAUAAUCGUCGUUUCCAUCAAAUACAACUUUUAAUUGAUGCACCUGAUGUUUCUGAACCAACAAAACAAAUCAGAUCAACUGUCAAAAGAAAUAUUUCAUCAAUUCAUCCAGAAAUUAUGCACAAAAAACCAAAAAAACCAAAAGCUAAAGCAAUAAAAUGCAAGUCAUGA
Messenger RNA from Rotaria sp. Silwood1, 288 nucleotides. Lineage: Eukaryota; Metazoa; Rotifera; Eurotatoria; Philodinida; Philodinidae. The record is from the annotation of a GenBank genome assembly.